Molecule: messenger RNA, 2407 nt
Organism: Oryzias melastigma (Indian medaka)
Lineage: Eukaryota; Metazoa; Chordata; Actinopteri; Beloniformes; Adrianichthyidae
Product: gastrula zinc finger protein XlCGF52.1-like
Exons: 1
Coding region: 86-1357 (423 amino acids)
Biological process (GO): central nervous system development; regulation of transcription by RNA polymerase II
Cellular component (GO): nucleus
Molecular function (GO): DNA-binding transcription factor activity, RNA polymerase II-specific; RNA polymerase II cis-regulatory region sequence-specific DNA binding
Source: RefSeq, a predicted model, not a curated record
UUCACAGAUUAAAGAGGAACAGGGAGAGUUCUACAUCAGUCAGGAUGAAGAGCAGCUUGAUCUAAAGCAGGAGACUGAUACCUUGAUGGAGAUUCCUUUUUAUGGGGAAAAUGAUCACAAUGAAUCAGAUCUAAACAAACAGAAGAGCUUCAGUGUAACUGAUAGUCAGGAUGAAGAAGGAAACCAACAUGAAGAAUCAUCAUCAACUACAGAUGAAGAGAUAGACCCACAGAUCAGAGAUCAGAAGAAGAGAAGACAGAGAAGUCAUAUCCAAAGUGUGGAAAGCUCUCACAUGUCAGAAAGUCAGUGUGACUCUGAUGUUAGAAAAAAAUCUAAGAAGAAAACUUCAGUAGAGAAGCACAAACAAUCUCCAAAAGAAAAGAGACGUUCCUCUGUUAAGGCUGGUAAAAGAAAAAUAAUUGCACACAAUGUGUCUCCCCACAUGAGAGCUGAGUCUGAUGGAAGACCAUACGUCUGCAAAGAUUGUGGUAAACGUUUUGAUUACUCGUCUAAGUUGACAAGUCACAUGAGAGCUCACACAAGAGAAAAGCCUUUUUGUUGUCAAGAAUGUGACAAAAGUUUUAGUUGGAUAUCUGAUCUCAAAAAACACAUGAUAAUUCAUACAGGAGAGAAGCCUUUUGUUUGUCAAGAAUGUGAUAAAAGUUUUAGUCAGAUGUCUAAUCUCAAAAGACACAUGAUAAUUCAUACAGGAGACGAGCCUUUUGUUUGUCAAGAAUGUGAUAAAAGUUUUUAUCAAUUAUCUAACCUCAAAUCACACAUGAGAACUCAUACAGGAGAGAAGCCUUUUGUUUGUCAAGAAUGUGAUAAAAGUUUUAGUCAGAUAUCUGAUCUCAAAAAACACAUGAUAAUUCAUACAGGAGAGAAGCCUUUUGUUUGUCAAGAAUGUGAUAAAAGUUUUAGUCUGAUGUCUUAUCUCAAAAGACACAUGAUAAUUCAUACAGGAAAGAAGCCUUUUGUUUGUCAAGAAUGUGAUAAAAGUUUUUAUCAAUUAUCUAACCUCAAAUCACACAUGAGAACUCAUACAGGAGAGAAGCCUUUUGUUUGUCAAGAAUGUGAUAAAAGUUUUAGUCGAAUAGCUACUCUCAAAACACACUUGGUAAUUCACACAGGAGAGAAGCCUUUUUGUUGUCAAGAAUGUGACAGAAGGUUUUGUGACCCAUCUAGUUUCAGAAGACACGUGGUAAUCCAUACCGGAGAGAAGCCUUUUUCUUGUAAAGAAUGUGAUAAAAGUUUUUAUCGUGCAUAUAACCUCAAAAGGCACAUGAGAAUUCACACAACAGAGAAGCCUCUCUCAAAAAAAAAGAAAAAAAAAAUUAAACAGUUUUUUGAAGUCUGACUUUUGUAGUGAGAACAUCUUUUAUUUUCAAUUAAUUUUGUGAUAUAAUAAUCACAUUUUCUAGGACAAAUAUCUAGUUUCAUUGUCUAUCAGCCACAAUCCUCAAAAUUCAUUAUAAUUAGGAUUGAUACAUUUAUAUCUGUAUAAUGAUUCUAUACUGUAUGAGCUUUUCUUUUUAUUGAUUGACAAUAAAUAUUGAACAUUUUCCAUGAAAUUCCUUCUUUUAGGUGUAUCAUAACAGUUAAAUCCUCAGCUCUUGAAUGGCUUUUACCAGUUUUGAAGGUACCAUCACUUUUUGUACAGGCAUUGUUUAUGGAUUUGAGUUUUAAAGAAACGAUGAACAUUUUUAAAAGUAAUGCUCAAUUUUGUUGGUUUUACUAAUAGAUUACAUUAGAUUUUUUUAAAUAACCUUUUUGCUAUAAACUUGUUGUUGACUUUUGUUGUUGUAGUUUAUGCUGAUACAGUGUGUAUGUUAUCUAAAUCUGUGUUACCAUGACAACACUAGAAAUACUGUAAAUACAUAUUUUUGUCUGACAAAUUUUACGUGAUCCUUGAAGAAAAAAAUGACUACAUUUAAUAUUAAAUAUAUAUUGAUGAAUCAUGUGAGUAAAUAAUUUUGAGUAAUAUUUUUUUUUCUUUAAAUUGUAGUAAGGAAGAGAUGGAUCAUAAAAGACUGUCAUUUCUGUCUUGUGUUGUUGUGAUUCCUGUUUUCUAGUAGAGAUUAGAAGCGUUUCUCUGUUCUUUUUAGUUCUCAGUGUUCUGUCUCAAUCUUUCCUGUGAAGAAUAAAGUGGACGUGAACAUCAGUCAGAAGUGUGGAGUCUUUCCCACAGUGUGGCUUUCUGCUGUUUGUUGGUUCUCUGCAGGUUCCAAAGCUGGACUCCUCAAGUCCAGUUCUGACUGCUGAGCUCAGGACUGAGCUCAGAUCACAGAGCUCCAUCAGGAGGUGUGAAGAAGACUGAAGUCAACAAACUGCUUCUCUGUGCUUUUCUCAUCAGUCUGAGUGCAGCAGUGAGGUUCAGCGCAGCUCUGUUGGUCAAACAGAAUCCUCU